Molecule: messenger RNA, 2986 nt
Organism: Myripristis murdjan (pinecone soldierfish)
Lineage: Eukaryota; Metazoa; Chordata; Actinopteri; Holocentriformes; Holocentridae
Gene: dctn4
Product: dynactin 4
Exons: 14
Coding region: 79-1488 (469 amino acids)
Cellular component (GO): dynactin complex
Source: RefSeq, a predicted model, not a curated record
CGCCACUGAGCACAGAGACCAGACGGCGGUGCGGUGACAUCAGGGCGAGUCUGAGCUCUCGGCUGCAGCUGGGUAGAGAUGGCGUCCCUUCUGCAGCCAAACAGGGUCGUCUAUCUAGUCUGCGGGGAGAAAAAGAUCAGAUCCCCCUUAUCUCAACUUUAUUUCUGUCGCUACUGUAGUGAGCUGAGAUCCCUGGAAUGUGUGUCUCACGAGGUGGACUCUCACUACUGCCCAAGCUGCCUGGAGAACAUGCCUUCAGCAGAGGCAAAGCUUAAAAAGAACAGGUGCGCCAACUGUUUUGACUGCCCAUGUUGCAUGCACACUCUGUCAACUCGGGCCACCAACAUCCCAGCUCCUCUGCCCGAUGAUCCCACCAAGACGGCCAUGAAGAAGGCCUACUACCUGGCCUGUGGCUUCUGCCGCUGGACCUCCAGGGACGUGGGCAUGGCUGACAAAUCUGUUGCCAGCGGAGGAUGGCAGGAACCUGAGAACCCUCACACUCAGCGGAUUAAUAAACUGAUAGAGUAUUACCAGCAGCUGGCCCAGCGAGAGAGGCAGGAGCGAGACAGGAAGAAGCUGGCCAGGAAGCGACAGUGCAUGCCUCUGGCGUUCUCGCAACACACUAUUCAUGUGGUGGAGAAGUAUGGCCUUGGAACCAGACUGCAGAGGCAGAGGUCUGGAGCUCCAAUAUCAAGCCUGGCUGGCCUCUCCCUUAAAGAGGGUGAGGACCAGAAGGAGAUCAACAUCGAGCCUGCUCAGGCGCUUGAUGAGGUGGAGCCAUUGCCUGAAGAUUGUUACACCAGACCCAUCAGCCUACCAGAGGUGACCACGCUGCGCCAGCGGCUCCUGCAGCCUGACUUCCAGCCUGCAGGGGCGUCGCAGCUCCACCCCAAACACAAGCACCUCCUGAUGAAGCGCUCAUUGCGCUGCAGGAAAUGUGAGCACAAUCUGAGCAAGCCAGAAUUCAAUCCGACAUCAAUAAAGUUCAAAAUUCAGCUGGUGGCUGUGAGUUAUAUCCCUGAAGUGAGAAUUAUGUCCAUUCCAAAUCUCCGGUACAUGAAGGAGAGCCAAGUGCUGCUGACCCUGACCAACCCCGUGGAGACCAUCACCCACGUCACACUGGUCGCCUGUGAGGAAGGAGACUCAGAUGAUAUCAACAGCACUGCCAAGGUAAUUGUACCGACCAAGGAGCUGGUCUUGGCAGGAAAGGAUGCUGCGGCAGAGUACGACGAGCUGGCUGAACCUCAGGACUUCCAGGAUGAUCCAGAUGUUGUUGCCUUCAGGAAAUCCAACAAGAUUGGUUUCUUCAUCAAGGUGAUCCCUCAGAAAGAGGAAGACGAGGAUGUGACUGUGUCAUUUAAGAUCCGCCAUGACUUCCGCAACCUGGCAGCUCCCAUCAGGCCGAGCGAGGAGUCUGCUGAGGCCGUUCCAGAGGCCAUCUGGCUCACACACCAUGUUGAGCUGAGUCUGGGCCCACUCGCUAACUGAGAACAUGAACAAACAGGCACAGCGUCCUACAGCUGGGUUCUCUGAACUCGUUUCUUUGAGCCUUUUGAUUGAUUUAAAAUAGAAAAAAUGACUCCUGAUUCUGCUAAUUGAUAUUUAAGAAAAUCAUUCAAAAUGCUCCUGUUAUACAGCUGAUUUAGACUUUCUUUCUUUCUUUUUUUUAAGCUUAAGUUGCAUCCUUAGUUACAUGACAGUUAACAACACUAGCUGACACCAUGGCUGACUGCAAACCAACUGAGCAGCUCCCUAAAAUUUUACGCGGCUUCAUUAUUUAUGUUUCUAAAUGCAGUUUGUCAAACAUCAUAAGGAUGAUAAUGUCAAACAUAAUAAGAAUUUGCAUCAGCAUGGAUAGAGGAUGUAGCUGUUGCUGUCUCCCAGUCCAAAUAUUAUGCCUGAGCACAUCUGACAGCUUUGACGCCCAAUGCCAGCUAUCAGUGGAAAACUUUCCUACGUUUGAAGUUGUUAGCAAGUAAAUCACUAAGUAUUUAUUAGUUCAUUGUACUGGUGCAUAUUUUCUUAUUAAGCAACCUAAACCUUCCUGGCUCCUGGUCCGCCCUGAGCAUGUGAAGUACAGACACCGUUCACUGAGCAGUGGCGCGGUGUUGUAGUGUGUUUACAUAGCUUUUCUUCAACUGAGUCUCCUUUUGUGUGCAUUUUGAGUGCAUUAUUGUGGUAUUUUUUUCUUUUAAUCAUUUUGUGCAAAAUCAGUUGUGGAUUUUUACUUAAAUCGAUGGCCUUUAUUCAAAUACAAAAGCAAGCAGUUAUUCACUGUGUAUAGCAAAUACUAGCUCUAUUAAAGUAGUUUCUUUCAGUUCUGAAUACAACAACAAAAUGUGGAUUGCAAUAAACUGUAGAGCGUGAAUGAGGGGUGAAAUCAAUAAGCAGAAUCAGAAAUCAGAAUUGACCAAAUCCAAACCGCUCCUCCACCCCUCCCCGCCCCAGCUUCUAGCUUAUGCAUCAUUGCGUCAUUUUCAGGUGAUGAUAGUAUUUACUCGCAUGCUACAAGUAUAGUAAAUAUCACAGACUUUAGACAACUAACAGUUACUGUUGCUGUACUGUAUUCUUUCAAACAAACGUGUUCACCGGGCUGAGAUCAGAGGUCUGGCCCAAACCCUUAGGAUUGUUAUUUUGCUAUUGUUUAAAGUCACAGUUUAAGAUUUUAUUGGCAGUAUGGAAAGUAUGAAGUAAGGAGCUCUGUAAAUUAUAUUAAUUACAAGGUGAUCAUCAGUUUGAUGUAUUUAAACACUAUCAUCUACUCUAUUGAAAAAGUAAAUAAAGUGUUCUGACGGCUUGAAGAAUCCCCUGAACUUCUCUGUCCGUGGGAAUCAUACGCCGCUGUCAUCUUUUUGGUCUGUGUGCGUGUGUGUGUGUGUGUGUGUGUGUGUAAACUUUGGAUUUCGUUCCUUGCUUUGUAGUAAGACAGAACCUUACAACACAGUUAAUCUUCUGUACUGGCUAAUAAAAUAAUGUGAUACUGUAA